Molecule: messenger RNA, 768 nt
Organism: Spinacia oleracea (spinach)
Lineage: Eukaryota; Viridiplantae; Streptophyta; Magnoliopsida; Caryophyllales; Amaranthaceae
Product: NAC domain-containing protein 82-like
Exons: 1
Coding region: 1-768 (255 amino acids)
Biological process (GO): regulation of DNA-templated transcription
Molecular function (GO): DNA binding
Source: RefSeq, a predicted model, not a curated record
AUGCAAGAUAAUGGUAAGACCCCUAGGAAGACUCUAAAAAACGGGUAUUGGAAAGAAACGGGCAGGGUAACCACACUUACUCAUAAGCAAUAUCAUGUUGGUGAUCUUAAAACGUUCAUCUACCACAUAGGGGUGGCACCAAAAGGAGAACGUACUAAUUGGGUUAUGAAAGAAUUCAACUUAACCGAAUACAUGAUACAAGAAAUGUGUGUGGUAGAUAACUCAUACGUGCUUUGCAAAGUGUAUGAAAAAAGUGGUCCGGGGCCAAAAAAUGGAGCAGAAUACGGGGAUCCAUAUGACAAGAGUGAAUGGGACAACAAGUUUGAUAACCAAAACACACACAACUGUCCUAGUGUGUAUGUUAACCAAGUACAAGGAAGUGAUCCUAGCAACUCGAAUUGUGGUCAGAACAUCAAUGCUAGUGAAACCAAUGCAACAAACUUUGCAGGCAUCGACCCUACUUUCAACAUCGAAGAACUGCUAGAGGGUUUCACAAACCAAGAACAAACCACUACGGCAGAUGUGCAAAUGGAGGAUGCAUUCACGAUUGAAGAACUAGUCCAGGGUACGCAAAACGACAACAACAACAACACCUCAAGUCUAGUUCAAAUGGAAAGUGCUAUAGAUGAUCUAAUGGGUGAUCCAAACCAAGAUGACACAACUUGGAUCGAUGCGAUGGUAGAACCUAGUUUCACGAUUCAAGAACUUUUUGGUGGUCCGGAUAUUACUCUUGAUGAAUUUCUUGAUUUGGAUUUUGGGAAACUAUGA